UCUGAGCUCUUCUGCCGCCCGCAGAUGGGUAUAUAAAGUGAGCCCGUGCCUGGCUGCAGCAAGAGGUGACAGCAGCCAGGUGCAGGGCAGAGGUGCAGCCUCGCUGCGCUCCCCAUACUGGGGACAUCUGGCCUCUGGCAGAACGUGUCUGACCUCACUGGGCAGCCCCACGCAGGAGCAGCGCGACUCCUGACUCCAGAAGUGAGCGUUGCAGCUUGCUGGCCCAGCAGAUCAUGUCACUGAAGGCUGCGCUUCUGCUCACCCUCCUGGCCACCCUGCCAGUGUCACCAGCCGAGCUGGCACGGAAUGGCUUCUGGGAUUACCUCAGCCAGCUGACCAGUGACAAGGACAGCCUAGAGCAGGCACAGGGCAGCAAGCUGGGCAGGGAUUUCACAAGCCUGAAGGAAAGCCUCCAGGAUGGAGUCAGCAAUGUGGGGAACUUCCUUGAGAAGCUGGCGCCUCUCAACAGAGGCAUCCAGCCACGGCUGUACCACGACUCUGACAGCCUGCGGAAGCUCAUCAGGAAGGAGCUGGAGAGUCUGAGAGUGAAACUGUCCCCUUACGUGGACGACGUGCACCACAGAGUCGGCAAGCACCUGGAAGACCUCCGCUAUCAGCUGCAGCCCUUCACCGAGGAGCUGCUGGACCAGGUGUCUCUCCGUGCACGGGAGCUGCAGCGCCACCUGACGCCCAGCCGCAACGUGGCGGCUCAGCUACUGGACGGAGUGGAUGAAGUGCAGCGUUUCAUGGCUCACUACGCCGAUAAGAUCGCCUUCCACACGGACCAGGUGAAGGACAUCUUCCAGCCGUACGCCGACAGGCUGGUGAGCGAGAUCCAGCGCUCAGUGGAAGAGCUGCACAGGAACGUGGUCCCGCACAGCCCCGCCAGCCCGGAGCAGCUCAACCAGCACAUCCGUGAGCUGUCCGCCAAGCUGACGGAGAACGCACGGGAUCUGCACCGCAACAUCCAGCGCAACCUGGAGCGGCUGAAGGCCAAGCUCAGCCUUCGCCCCAGCCGCCCCGGGGAGCGCUAUGCCGAGGAGAUGGCCAGCGAGGUGCAGCAACGCAUCGACGAGUUCCGCAGGGACACCUUUCUCCAGAUCCAGGACUUCACGCGCGCCGUGCACCAGGAGACGGAGGACAUGAGGCUGAAGCUGUCCUCCCGGCCCCACUACCCGGAGGAGGCUGCGGGCAGCCCGGCCCCGCUAGAGGACCUGCGGGCCAGCCUGGACGCGCUCUGGAGGGAUCUGUCGCACAGCCUGAGCGAGCGCGGCGGGGAUGCGCCCUGACGGCCGGGCAUGGGGAGCAGGGAGCGGGGCCGGGCGCAAUAAAGGCUCCGAGCCACCA
Messenger RNA from Tympanuchus pallidicinctus (lesser prairie-chicken), 1347 nucleotides. RefSeq names its product apolipoprotein A5 (gene APOA5). The transcript is spliced from 4 exons. Gene Ontology annotation, cellular component: high-density lipoprotein particle; blood microparticle; extracellular region. The coding region runs from base 234 to 1289 and encodes 351 amino acids. The record is from RefSeq and is a predicted model, not a curated record. NCBI's taxonomy places the organism in Eukaryota, Metazoa, Chordata, Aves, Galliformes, Phasianidae. Gene Ontology annotation, molecular function: phospholipid binding; cholesterol binding; phosphatidylcholine-sterol O-acyltransferase activator activity. Gene Ontology annotation, biological process: cholesterol homeostasis; phospholipid efflux; lipoprotein metabolic process.